Messenger RNA from Cordyceps fumosorosea ARSEF 2679, 753 nucleotides. RefSeq lists its product as hypothetical. The record is from RefSeq and is a predicted model, not a curated record. The transcript has a single exon. The coding region runs from base 1 to 753 and encodes 250 amino acids. NCBI's taxonomy places the organism in Eukaryota, Fungi, Ascomycota, Sordariomycetes, Hypocreales, Cordycipitaceae.
AUGGUGCUUCAGGGCGCGCGGCCUCUGUUCUUCGGCGAUGCAGCUCCAACCUUUCAGGAUCCCUCCUCCGCCUACCUCACCGCGGCCUCGCCAGCCAUGUCGUCGGGAAGCAGCAGUCACCGCAGCCCCUCCACCUCCAGCGACGCCAACUUCAUGCCUCCUCCGCCGCCUCCCCCUCCUCCUCCUCCUCCUCCUGCCUUCACUUUCCAGGAAGACACCGCCGUCGCCGUCCAGCAGCGCCGGCGCCGCCACCGCCCACCACCGCCCAACGUCCAGCAGCUCCUCGACGCGCUCACCCACCACCGCGUCAACACCAUCACCGAGCUGUGCCGGAUCGAGCGCGCGGCCGCCGCGUGCGCGAGCCCCGACGACGCGCGCGCCUUCCAGGGCCCCAUGACGCGCGCCUGGGUGCACUACGUCGUCGACAGCCAGCAGCUGCUCGGCGAGCUGCGCGGUCUCACCCGCGGCUACCCGGCCAGCGCCGAGCUGGUGCGCGAGGCGCACCGCCGCGUGCGUGAGGACCCGCGCAGCAACCGCUCCUGGAACCUGGCCUGGCUCUGCCUCACCCGCAUCCGCGACGACGGACUGGUGGCCGCCUAUGCAGUCGUCGAGGCGCGCAAGCCCUGCAUGUGGGGAGGAAGGGUGCCGACCGAUGACGAGGUGCUCCGGCUGAGCGCGUGCUUUGCCCGCGAGUGGACGCUGGCGGUCGCGGUCCUGCUCAAGCAUUGGCCCGUGGCGCCGGCGUGGUAUUGA